AUGUAUCGAUGGGUUGGCACCAUAUUCAGCAAGCUUGCUAGCCGGGUUUGCGACACCAGCCCUCGUGCUAGCCGUAAUACAGCGAAGAGAUCCGACCCUGCUGUCAAAACGGACCUCGAAACGGACCCUGGUGCUGUCGAACCCGACUCUGGUGCCGUUGAACCCGACUCUGGCGCCGUUGAACCCAACUCUGGCGCCGUUGAAUCUCAUCAGGGGUAG
Messenger RNA from Drechmeria coniospora, 219 nucleotides. RefSeq lists its product as uncharacterized. The coding region runs from base 1 to 219 and encodes 72 amino acids. NCBI's taxonomy places the organism in Eukaryota, Fungi, Ascomycota, Sordariomycetes, Hypocreales, Ophiocordycipitaceae. The record is from RefSeq and is a predicted model, not a curated record. The transcript has a single exon.